Arctia plantaginis is the source of this 1074-nucleotide messenger RNA. Lineage: Eukaryota; Metazoa; Arthropoda; Insecta; Lepidoptera; Erebidae. The record is from the annotation of a GenBank genome assembly.
AUGACGAAAUCUAAGUCACAUCCAAGGCUGAACGGUUUAUCGCACAACAGCCCGACAGAUGUGGUGGCCAAAAGAAACUCUAGCCCUGGCCAUCAGGACCACAGGGUACCCAAAAGAAUUCGUCUCGUAAAUAUGUGGGCGAGAACACGCUUCUUCCAACGCGCUUUUAUGGUAUGGAUGCUUGUUUGGAUAUCAAUGAUCGUUUAUGAUUCCGGCGUAGUAGAUUAUUUUAUCAGCAAUAUUGAAAAAACCGACAUUGAGGUAAACAAGAAGAUUGAUGAAAAAAAAGAACCAAAACAGCCGAUGUACGGGUUCUACAAUAGUAGCGAGAGUCCUCUCGUAUUCCCACCGUUAUUGGAUAUAGUGGAGACUGAAAAAACUGAUGUAGAUGCUAAUGACACCAUUAUGUUAAAACAUUCACCACAUUCAAGGCCCUGGUCGAGAUUAUCAUCACAACAUUGGUCUGGUAUUCUUUCUCUGUACAACGAAUCGGUUGCUGGUCAUCACGUAGCCGUAUUACCGCCUAUAUUGCUUAGUCAUCGUAUAGCUCCAGAACUGGCGGCUGGUAUUCGCAACCCCGAUGAAAGAGAUCCGCCUCCAAUGCGUUGGCAGGCUCUUGCUGCUGCACUUGAUCCACCAGAUUACGUACCAGAUUUCGAAUCGAUGGAUACCAAAGGCCAGCCUCAUCAGUGGGGGAAGGACACCGACUUGCCUAUAUAUCCAACAACACCUAUGGAAAUACUACUACUAGCGAUUUUAUGUACUAUAAGCGUCGCUGUCAUCGCGUAUAUGAUGGUCGUUUUGUACAGGUGCGUUUGCUCCCGCCAUUAUGCCGAGUGGCGAGCAUCCUGGAACGAUGACGAAGAGUAUAGGAAAAUCAUUGCAAAGCAACCGCAGUUCAGCCAGGAGGUGGAGUGUCUAGUUACCGACGGUGAAAAAGUGGUCAGUUCGUGUUUGCAAGGGACCAUAAAAGUGUGGGACUCGCAGAACGGAGAACUCAUAACCAACAUUGACCGCGGCGCAUAUUUCAAGUUGCAAAGGGAGUUGUGUGAUAAAGUUUCGAAGAAAAAAUAG